AUGUCUCCAAGAGUCAGCGGCUCCUGGGGUGCCUCGUCUGCAUCAGCUGCUGCGGCACAGCUUCGGCAGCUGCAGCAGCAGCAGCAGCAGCAGCAGCAGCAGCAGCAGCAGCAGCAGCAGCAGCAGCAACAACAGCAGCAGCAGGAGGAGAAGCGCCCCAGACUCGCGUCCGCGCCUGGCCGCACCUCCAUCAGCGCCGGCAGCCUUCUGCACGCCAGCGACGGCGGCGGCGGCACUGGCGCCGGCGCGGCCGCGGGCGCCUACCCAGCAAAUGCAGCAGGCCCCAGCCAGCGGACGCCGCAGGCCGCCGCGGUGUGCGUCGCCCUUCACAUCCGCCCCAUGAGCAGCGGCGAGCGCCAGGAUGGCAGCGAGCCGCUGGUCAUCGUCGCGCCCAGCGGCACGGAGGUGACUCUCAAGGGGGAGACUCGCGGCGAAUCGUUCGGGUUCGACGCCGUCUUUGGCGCCGACGGCAGCGGGGGCGCGGCGCCGAGCGCCGCGCUCUACGUGCGCUGCGUCGCGCCGCUCGUGGAGGGCGUCUUUGCGGGCAUCAACGGCACAGUGUUUGCUUACGGCCAGACGGGCGCCGGCAAAUCAUUCACUAUGGGCACCGACAUGGACCGCUGCUACGAGGCCCUGCAGCUGCCGCCCCCUCAUCAGCGCGGCAAGCACCAGCGCUGCGCGCAGCAGGACGGCGGCGCGGAGGCCGGAGGGCCGCGCGGCGCGGACCUGCAGGCCGGCGGCGGCGCUUGCGACGCGCAGACGUGGCAGCCCCUGAUCCACGAGGCGAUCGACGACGUGUGUGCGCGGUCCAAGGCGAUGCAGGCGCAGGGGGUGGAGGUCCAGGUGGUCUGCAGCUUCAUAGAGCCCGUCCGGAGCAGCCUCAGCUCGGGCGGCGGCGGCAGCCCCACUGCCGCGGCACUGUCGGCCGCGGCCGCGGGGUCGGCGUGGGGGAGCAGCGGUGGGGGGUCGCGCGUGCUGGCGUAUCGGGAUCCAGAUCCGACGAAAGACAUCCUGAUUGUCGGGCUUGAGGAGGUCAAGGUGACCAACCGUGAGCAGCUGCUGCAGUGCCUGCUUGACGGCCUCCGCGCCCGCGCCACCGCCGCCACCAACGCCAACGCCCACUCGUCCCGGAGCCACGCGGUCUUCACCAUCCGCGUUCGCCAGACGGCGCGGCGCCUCCUGCUGCACCCCGCGCCCGGCGCCGCCGCCGCCGCGGCCGCGGCCGCGCCCGAGGCUUCCCCUCGGACGGGCGGCGCGGCCUCGGCCGGCGGCGGCGCCGCCGUUGACCGCGCGUCGCGGCCGUGCUUUGACUUUUUAGAGGAGACGCUCGAGUCAAAGCUGCACCUGGUCGACCUUGCCGGCAGCGAGCGCGCGGGCCGCGACUGCCGCGGCGGGCCCGCCGGCGCGGCGCGCCUGCUGGAGUCGUGCAGCAUCAACCAGGGCCUGCUGGCGCUGGGCAACGUGAUCGAGGCGCUGGCCGACAAGCGCAGGCAUGUCCCCUACCGAGACCACGUGCUGACACGGCUGCUGCGCAACGCGCUGGGCGGCAACAGCCGCACCGUCAUGUGCGCCUGCGUCAGUCCUGCAGACGCGCACGUUUCGGAGACCCUCAGCACCCUCAGGUACGCCUCUCGGGCGCGCACGAUCACCAACACACCGGUGGUCAACAGCGCGCAGCGCAAGGCGGAGCUGGGGGCGCUGCGGCAGGAGAACGAGGCUAUGCGCGACCAGCUGCGGGCGAUGCAGCUGCGGGACAUCGAGGCGGCGUCAGCACAGGUGGCAGCGGCGUGCGGGGCUGCGGGCGGCGGCGGCACCGGGGCGGCGCGCUACAUGGACUGGCUGCUGCGGGUCACGUCUCAGCAGGCAGAGGUGUCCACCCUGAUAGAGGCGGAGCGGGCUGAGCAGCGCCACCUGGAAAACCGCCUCUCCGAGGUUGCCGGCGCGGCCGGCGCCGCCAGGUGUCCUGCGGACGCGGCGGCGUCGCAGGCGGCUGCGGUUGCAGACGAGUCGCUGCCCGACGUGGGCGCCGAGGGGUUGCAAGCUGCAGCCUGCUUGGGUGGCCCAUCGGAGCGACCGCGGCCAGGGUUUGCGGCCGAGGGCUGUGAGUCGGGAGAGGCCGCCGCGCAGGGGGAGCCGCGCUCGUGCUACCUAGAGCAGCGGCUCCGAGAGUGCGCCGACAGGCUCCAACUUUAUGUGACUUGGCAGCAGCGGCUACAGGCUCUGCGCCUCCAGGCGGCAAUCGCAGAUGCACUGGAGCAGGGCUGGAAGGAGGAGGGGCAGCAGCAGCCAGCCAUUCACGACCUGCAGCGCCUGACUCAGGCGGUUUGGAGGGACGCGCUGUCGCUGGGGCUGCAGCCGUGGCAGGCGUUCGCGGCGCUGCUGUCCGCCGCCUCGGCGCUGCGCGUGCGCGCCGAGGCGCUGCGGGCGCGCGCCGAGGCGGCGGAGUGCGAGGCGGCGCUGCGGCGGCGGCUGGCGGCGGCGGCCAGGGCGGAGGUGGCUGCGAUGGCGGCAGUCCAGCUGGAGACGAGGGGCCCGGGGCCCACGCGCAUGGUGGGUGCGAAUGCGGUUGCUGGGUGGAUCGUUUGA
Monoraphidium neglectum is the source of this 2586-nucleotide messenger RNA. Its product is annotated as Chromosome-associated kinesin KIF4B. NCBI's taxonomy places the organism in Eukaryota, Viridiplantae, Chlorophyta, Chlorophyceae, Sphaeropleales, Selenastraceae. The transcript has 9 exons. The record is from RefSeq and is a predicted model, not a curated record. Gene Ontology annotation, biological process: microtubule-based movement; mitotic spindle organization. Gene Ontology annotation, molecular function: ATP binding; microtubule motor activity; microtubule binding. Bases 1 to 2586 code for a protein of 861 amino acids.